This is a messenger RNA of Pan troglodytes (chimpanzee), 4570 nucleotides long. It is a transcript of the gene GAK, whose product is annotated as cyclin G associated kinase. Gene Ontology annotation, biological process: positive regulation of Notch signaling pathway; clathrin coat disassembly; clathrin-dependent endocytosis. Gene Ontology annotation, molecular function: AP-2 adaptor complex binding; clathrin binding; ATP binding. The transcript is spliced from 29 exons. The record is from RefSeq and is a predicted model, not a curated record. Lineage: Eukaryota; Metazoa; Chordata; Mammalia; Primates; Hominidae. The coding region runs from base 752 to 4174 and encodes 1140 amino acids. Gene Ontology annotation, cellular component: cytoplasm; vesicle; intracellular membrane-bounded organelle.
GCAGUCGGCGCUCGACUUCUUGGCGGGUCCAGGCUCCCUGGGCGGUGCUUCCGGCCGCGACCAGAGUGACUUCGUGGGGCAGACGGUGGAACUGGGCGAGCUGCGGCUGCGGGUGCGGCGGGUCCUGGCCGAAGGAGGGUUUGCAUUUGUGUAUGAAGCUCAAGAUGUGGGGAGUGGCAGAGAGUAUGCAUUAAAGAGGCUAUUAUCCAAUGAAGAGGAAAAGAACAGAGCCAUCAUUCAAGAAGUUUGCUUCAUGAAAAAGCUUUCCGGCCACCCGAACAUUGUCCAGUUUUGUUCUGCAGCAUCUAUAGGAAAAGAGGAGUCAGACACGGGGCAGGCUGAGUUCCUCUUGCUCACAGAGCUCUGUAAAGGGCAGCUGGUGGAAUUUUUGAAGAAAAUGGAAUCUCGAGGCCCCCUGUCGUGCGACACGGUUCUGAAGAUCUUCUACCAGACGUGCCGCGCCGUGCAGCACAUGCACCGGCAGAAGCCGCCCAUCAUCCACAGGGACCUCAAGGUAGUGGCUCCCUCCACACGCGGCUGCCAAGGCCUCUGUGUGCGGGUCCCGCUCGGUUAGGAGCCGCCCAUCAUCCACAGGGACCACAAGGUUGAGAACUUGUUGCUUAGUAACCAAGGGACCAUUAAGCUGUGUGACUUUGGCAGUGCCACGACCAUCUCGCACUACCCUGACUACAGCUGGAGCGCCCAGAGGCGAGCCCUGGUGGAGGAAGAGAUCACGAGGAAUACAACACCAAUGUAUAGAACGCCAGAAAUCAUAGACUUGUAUUCCAACUUCCCGAUCGGCGAGAAGCAGGAUAUCUGGGCCCUGGGCUGCAUCUUGUACCUGCUGUGCUUCCGGCAGCACCCUUUUGAGGAUGGAGCGAAACUUCGAAUAGUCAAUGGGAAGUACUCGAUCCCCCCGCACGACACGCAGUACACGGUCUUCCACAGCCUCAUCCGCGCCAUGCUGCAGGUGAACCCGGAGGAGCGGCUGUCCAUCGCCGAGGUGGUGCACCAGCUGCAGGAGAUCGCAGCCGCCCGCAACGUGAACCCCAAGUCUCCCAUCACAGAGCUCCUGGAGCAGAAUGGAGGCUACGGGAGCGCCACGCUGUCCCGAGGGCCACCCCCUCCCGUGGGCCCCGCUGGCAGUGGCUACAGUGGAGGUCUGGCGCUGGCGGAGUACGACCAGCCCUAUGGCGGCUUCCUGGACAUUCUGCGAGGUGGGACAGAGCGGCUCUUCACCAACCUCAAGGACACCUCCUCCAAGGUCAUCCAGUCCGUCGCUAAUUAUGCAAAGGGUGACCUGGACAUAUCUUACAUCACAUCCAGAAUUGCAGGUGCUGACGCAGGUCUGCUUGUUUCAGUGAUGUCAUUCCCAGCAGAAGGUGUGGAGUCAGCGCUCAAAAACAACAUCGAAGAUGUGCGGUUGUUCCUGGACUCCAAGCACCCAGGGCACUAUGCCGUCUACAACCUGUCCCCGAGGACCUACCGGCCCUCCAGGUUCCACAACCGGGUCUCCGAGUGUGGCUGGGCAGCACGGCGGGCCCCGCACCUGCACACCCUGUACAACAUCUGCAGGAACAUGCACGCCUGGCUGCGGCAGGACCACAAGAACGUCUGCGUCGUGCACUGCAUGGACGGGAGAGCCGCGUCUGCUGUGGCCGUCUGCUCCUUCCUGUGCUUCUGCCGUCUCUUCAGCACCGCGGAGGCCGCCGUGUACAUGUUCAGCAUGAAGCGCUGCCCACCAGGCAUCUGGCCAUCCCACAAAAGGUACAUCGAGUACAUGUGUGACAUGGUGGCGGAGGAGCCCAUCACACCCCACAGCAAGCCCAUCCUGGUGAGGGCCGUGGUCAUGACACCCGUGCCGCUGUUCAGCAAGCAGAGGAGCGGCUGCAGGCCCUUCUGCGAGGUCUACGUGGGGGACGAGCGUGUGGCCAGCACCUCCCAGGAGUACGACAAGAUGCGGGACUUUAAGAUUGAGGAUGGCAAAGCGGUGAUUCCCCUGGGCGUCACGGUGCAAGGAGACGUGCUCAUCGUCAUCUAUCACGCCCGGUCCACUCUGGGCGGCCGACUGCAGGCCAAGAUGGCAUCCAUGAAGAUGUUCCAGAUUCAGUUCCACACGGGGUUUGUGCCUCGGAACGCCACCACUGUGAAAUUUGCCAAGUAUGACCUGGACGCGUGUGACAUUCAAGAGAAAUACCCGGAUUUAUUUCAAGUGAACCUGGAAGUGGAGGUGGAGCCCAGGGACAGGCCAAGCCGGGAAGCCCCACCAUGGGAGAACUCCAGCAUGAGGGGGCUGAACCCCAAAAUCCUGUUUUCCAGCCGGGAGGAGCAGCAAGACAUUCUGUCUAAGUUUGGGAAGCCGGAGCUUCCCCGGCAGCCUGGCUCCACGGCUCAGUAUGAUGCUGGGGCAGGGUCCCCGGAAGCCGAACCCACAGACUCUGACUCACCGCCAAGCAGCAGCGCGGACGCCAGUCGCUUCCUGCACACGCUGGACUGGCAGGAAGAGAAGGAGGCAGAGACUGGUGCAGAAAAUGCCUCUCCCAAGGAGAGCGAGUCUGCCCUGAUGGAGGACAGAGACGAGAGUGAGGUGUCAGAUGAUGGGGGGUCCCCGAUCUCCAGCGAGGGCCAGGAACCCAGGGCCGACCCAGAGCCCCCUGGCCUGGCAGCAGGGCCGGUGCAGCAGGACUUGGUUUUUGAGGUGGAGACACCGGCUGUGCUGCCGGAGCCUGUGCCACAGGAAGACGGGGUCGACCUCCUGGGCCUGCACUCCGAGGUGGGCGCAGGGCCAGCUGUACCCCCGCAGGCCUGCAAGGCCCCCUCCAGCAACACCGACCUGCUCAGCUGCCUCCUUGGGCCCCCUGAGGCCGCCUCCCAGGGGCCCCCGGAGGAUCUGCUCAGCGAGGACCCGCUGCUCCUGGCAAGCCCGGCCCCUCCCCUGAGCGUGCAGAGCACCCCAAGAGGAGGGCCCCCUGCCGCUGCUGACCCCUUUGGCCCGCUUCUGCCGUCUUCAGGCAACAACUCCCAGCCCUGCUCCAAUCCUGAUCUCUUCGGCGAAUUUCUCAAUUCGGACUCUGUGACCGUCCCACCAUCCUUCCCGUCUGCCCACAGCGCUCCGCCCCCAUCCUGCAGCGCCGACUUCCUGCACCUGGGGGAUCUGCCAGGAGAGCCCAGCAAGAUGACAGCCUCGUCUAGCAACCCAGACCUGCUGGGAGGAUGGGCUGCCUGGACCGAGACUGCAGCGUCGGCAGUGGCCCCCACGCCAGCCACAGAAGGCCCCCUCUUCUCUUCUGGAGGUCAGCCGGCCCCUUGUGGCUCUCAGGCCAGCUGGACCAAGUCUCAGAACCCGGACCCAUUUGCUGACCUUGGCGACCUCAGCUCCGGCCUCCAAGACCCCCAAGCCCAGAGCACAGUGAGCCCAAGGGGACAGCGUGUCUGCACCUGUUCCAGGCGACUGCCAACUGGCAAGCUAAAACCGGGAGUUGCUGACACUGGCGCUGCUGCCAGCCCCCACCGGCAUUGUGGCUCACCAGCUGGAUUCCCUCCUGGGGGCUUCAUUCCCAAAACGGCCACCACGCCCAAAGGCAGCAGCUCCUGGCAGACAAGUCGGCCGCCAGCCCAGGGCGCCUCAUGGCCCCCUCAGGCCAAGCCGCCCCCCAAAGCCUGCACACAGCCAAGGCCUAACUAUGCCUCGAACUUCAGUGUGAUCGGGGCGCGAGAGGAGCGGGGUGUCCGCGCACCCAGCUUUGCUCAAAAGCCAAAAGUCUCUGAGAACGACUUUGAAGAUCUGUUGUCCAAUCAAGGCUUCUCCUCCAGGUCUGACAAGAAAGGGCCAAAGACCAUUGCAGAGAUGAGGAAGCAGGACCUGGCUAAAGACACGGACCCACUCAAGCUGAAGCUCCUGGACUGGAUUGACGGCAAGGAGCGGAACAUCCGGGCCCUGCUGUCCACGCUGCACACAGUGCUGUGGGACGGGGAGAGCCGCUGGACGCCCGUGGGCAUGGCCGACCUGGUGGCUCCGGAGCAGGUGAAGAAGCACUAUCGCCGCGCGGUGCUGGCCGUGCACCCCGACAAGGCCGCAGGGCAGCCAUACGAGCAGCACGCCAAGAUGAUCUUCAUGGAGCUGAAUGACGCCUGGUCGGAGUUUGAGAACCAGGGCUCCCGGCCCCUCUUCUGAGGCCGCAGUGGUGGUGGCUGCGCACACAGCUCCACAGGUUGGGAGCCGUCAUGGGACUUGGGUCCCCACCGUGAGGACCCCGUGGGCGACAGCAGGUGUGGCCAGGGUGGGGCUCCGAGCCCCGGGUCACCGCCCGCCCAGCAUUCCAGGCACAUGAAGAGAAAGCAUUCCAAAGCCUCUGAUUGUUGUUUCCUUUUUCUCCUCCCGAAGGAACAGCUGAUUCAUGCUCCUCCCACAAUUGUCACGUCUGUGAUUUAUUUGGUGUUUCGGGCGUGGUCUCUGGAGCCCCGGCACGUGGUGGGCCACGCUGCUGGCGCUCAUGGGCCCUGGUGUUUGCACCGCACUUUGUAAUCAGUCCCGUGGUUGUCUGUACAGAAUUAAACUAUUUUCCGAUGA